Messenger RNA from Juglans microcarpa x Juglans regia, 1826 nucleotides. Its product is annotated as pentatricopeptide repeat-containing protein PPR5 homolog, chloroplastic. The record is from RefSeq and is a predicted model, not a curated record. Bases 160 to 1518 code for a protein of 452 amino acids. Gene Ontology annotation, molecular function: protein binding; mRNA binding. The transcript has 2 exons. Lineage: Eukaryota; Viridiplantae; Streptophyta; Magnoliopsida; Fagales; Juglandaceae.
UGCAAAGUUGGGAAUCUCUCUAACCUAUCCAAAUGCUUCUCUCAACUCCCAGAGCACAGCAAUGCUCCAAAAUCUGUCAUCUCCCGCUCUCCAGCCCUCCUCUGCGUCCCCUUCUCCAUUCACCCACCAUUCUUCUCAAAAUUACAGCCACGCCAAACCAUGGCCUCUUCAGAAGAGACCCUUGACCCGACUCUCCUGCGCCUCGAGCCGACCCAAGAGGAAAAUGGUUCCCAGAGCGAGAAAUCGGAGGCUGAACAGCUGGUCCGGUCGAUCAUGUGGAAUAUGAAUGGGAAAGAGCCGGUUUUGAAGACUUUGAACAAGUACGUGAGGGUUGUGAGAACUGAGCAUUGUUUUCUUCUGUUUGAGGAGCUUGGCAAGAAUGACAAGUGGCUUCAAUGCCUCGAGGUGUUCAGAUGGAUGCAGAAACAAAGGUGGUAUGUUGCUGAUAAUGGUGUUUAUUCGAAAUUAAUAUCAGUUAUGGGAAAGAAAGGCCAAAUCCGAAUGGCUAUGUGGCUUUUCUCUGAGAUGCGUAACAGUGGGUGCCGGCCUGACACUUCUGUAUACAAUGCACUCAUAACAGCGCACCUACACUCACAGGACAAAGCAAAAGCUUUGGGCAAGGCACUUGGGUACUUUGAAAAGAUGAAAGGGAUUGAAUGGUGUAAACCAAACACUGUAACAUACAACAUUCUUUUGAGAGCUUUUGCUCAAGCUCGAAAUGUUGAGCAAGUCAAUGCUUUGUUUAAAGAUCUUCAUGAGAGCAUUGUUUCCCCUGAUAUUUAUACGUAUAACGGCUUGAUGGAUGCAUAUGGGAAAAAUGGGAUGAUCAGAGAAAUGGAAUCUGUACUUUCUCGCAUGAAAAGUAAUCAGUGUAAGCCUGAUAUAAUCACUUUUAAUUUGCUGAUUGAUUCGUAUGGGAAGAAGCAAGAAUUUGAUAAGAUGGAACAAGUGUUCAAGAGCUUACUGCAUUCCAAGGAGAAACCAACACUGGCUACAUUUAGCUCCAUGAUAAUUAAUUAUGGGAAGGCGCGUCUCCGGGAGAAAGCAGAAAAUAUCUUCCAAAAGAUGAAAAAUAUGGGAUAUACCCCUAGCUUCAUCACUUGUGAGAGUCUAAUCAUGAUGUACGGGUUGUGUGAUUGUGUUUCCAGGGCUAGGGACAUUUUUGACGGAAUGGUUCAAUCUGGGAAGGAAAUGAAGGUUUCUACCCUUAAUGCCAUGCUCGAUGUUUACUGUAUGAAUGGUUUGCCCAUGGAAGCUGAUAUGCUUUUCAAGAGUGCCAAAGGCUUAGGUAUUGUUCCCAAUUCGUCAACAUAUAAACUUCUCUAUAAGGCUUACACCAAAGCCAACACGAAGGAGCUUUUACAGAAUUUGUUGGAGCAUAUGGACAGAGAUGGGAUUGUCCCUAAUAAGAGAUUCUUCUUGGAGGCUUUGGGAGUGUUUCGGUCUUUACAAGCAGGUAUGGAGACUGCAACUGCCACAACCGUUGUCGGCAGCCCACUGGGUCGUUCAAAAACAUAGAUGGAAGAAGUUGCUAACUUGGUUUGUUGAUUCCUUUGGCCAUUCGUCGAUUAAACUGAACUAUAGAGCAAGGUGAGUAUACGUAAUGAAAGAUUACCAAGUUUAGCACUUUCUGGACUUCUGGAUUACCUCAAUUUUCCAAUAUUAGGCGGGCAAUGUGUAUUCUCGCUUUUUGUUUCAUUCUUUAUCAUUAUAUUAUGUACAGGGCCAUCCUGAUUUUCUUUAUGUAACACAUCUUCAUGCUGUAGUGCAGUUUCAAAAACUAUUCUUUGCAUGUUUGAAUUAUUGUAAAAGGGGGGCUUGUUAAA